Messenger RNA from Spodoptera littoralis (African cotton leafworm), 2124 nucleotides. Lineage: Eukaryota; Metazoa; Arthropoda; Insecta; Lepidoptera; Noctuidae. The record is from the annotation of a GenBank genome assembly.
CAGUUGUUAACCAUUUUAUCGGUAAAACGAUUAUUUUUAUUACAUUUAUGCUGAUUUUUAUUGCAAUAGUACUUCUGCUAAAACCUCUGCGCUUUCGGUGGUAUGUAUGUAGUGGAUUAUUUAUUUUUUAAUGCCAUAUAAACAAACAGACAGAAUAAAGAUGGCUGGUUUUGCAACAGUAUUGAAGCCGCGCGGAGUCGCGUGCGCAUCUUCUAGUCAUAGAUUAAGCCUGUGUUUUGUUUUUGUUAUAUUAUUAGGUAUCCCAAGUGCACAUUCCCAGUUAGAAAAAUUGUAUAUAAGUGAAACGGAUCUCAACAUCCUCGUGGAUGACACGCAUCUCAUGAAACUGAUACAAAUUGGACAAUACAAUGAAAGUCUACAAGUGACGGCGAACAUCCAACAUCCAGACAUCGUGCAGUUUGUCCCCCAAACUAUAGACAUUCCAGGGUCUAAAGAACCGAACACAACAGUGAAGAUCACAUACGAUAUCUGCGCAUACGCAAAGAGUCCAGGACAUUCUGAGGUCACAUUCAACGUGACACCAGCUGGAUAUGUCAACAUGGACUCAGUGUUCCUCCGUAUCACAGUGAUGCACUCCCACGCAAUCAACGUAAUCUCCUACAUCAUGGGCUGGAUCUACUUCGCAGCCUGGUCGGUCUCCUUCUACCCUCAAAUCUACAUCAACUUUAAAAGGAAGAGUGUCGUUGGACUUAAUUUUGACUUCUUAGCGCUGAACAUCAUGGGUUUCACUAUGUAUUCGUUGUUUAACUGCGGCCUUUACUUCUCUAAGGAUAUUCAGAGUGAAUACUUCGCCCGUCACCCUCGUGGUCUGAACCCGGUACAGCUAAACGAUGUGUUCUUCUCACUGCACGCUGCGUUCGCUACUCUCAUCACCAUUGCUCAGUGCUUCAUCUACGAGCGCGAAGACCAGCGAGUAUCAACGACAGGUCGCAGCAUUCUCGGCGUGUUUACGGCAGUGGUGAUAGUCUCGGCUGGAGUCGGCGCCGCCGGGAAACUCGCCUGGCUCGACUUCCUUUACUACUGCAGUUACAUCAAGCUCUCCAUCACGCUGAUUAAAUAUGUACCUCAGGCUUACAUGAACUACAAACGCAAAUCAACAGUCGGCUGGAGCAUUGGCAACAUUUUCCUAGACUUCGUUGGAGGUUCCCUGUCUAUCCUACAGAUGGCGCUGAACGCCUACAACUACAACGACUGGAUCUCUUUCUUCGGCGACGCGACCAAAUUCGGCCUCGGCUUGUUCAGUCUCGUCUUCGAUAUAUUCUUCCUUCUACAACACUACGUAUUCUAUAGAGAGGGCAAAGAGUUUGUGAGGGUUAACAGUAGUGACGAAGGGUCGGAGUUGUCGAGCAGUAGCGAGGGGAGGGAGUAUUUUGUUUUGGUCCACGAUUGGCAUGCCGAUGAGAAAAAGUAUGAUCUGGACGUCAAAGCGUGAUGAAGACCACAUCUAUCAAGGACCUGUUCCACACACUAAUUUAGACAUAAUUGUAACUCCAGUAAGAUUUAAUUUUGAACUACAACAUUCAGAUCGUUGCUGAUGUCUGAUUCUAGCUUUAUUUGAAUAUUUUCUGUUUUAGUAAUUUAAGUUAUAAAGUAAUUAUGUUAAGUCAUGCAAUGCUUUAACGUCUAUCGAUUUUAUUUUGACAGAUUAUUUAGUUUGAUUCCAUGAAAUAUUGCGAUCAGUAUUCAUCCGGUUAUUUAAAAUAACAGUUCCGUUGUUUCCAAUAUUUUUAAGAAAAUUUCAAAGUUUGUUUCAAAUGAUGCCAUUUUUCUGAUGUCCUUUUUUAAUCUGUAACUGCCAUAAUCUGUAUUUUGAACUUGGGAUACCAUUAAGCAAUGCAAAUUUAGGUUAUAGUAUAUUUAUUUAAUCGAAUCCAAGACAUUGAAUGUUUGAAAAAUUAUUAUUAUUAGUUAAGGUACUUUGCCCAACAAAAUAUUAUUAUUAUUACUGUUUAAAACAUGAUAAACAGACUGAUUUUAUUGUAUUUUGAGCAUUUAUGAUAUUCGUGGGACUAUUAUUGUGUUAUUAUUUUUUCGUGAUUUUAUUAAUAGUCCUAUUCAAUCUUAUGAAGAUUAAAAGUUAAAUAGCCAAAUUGUUAAAAAGCA